AUGAGUCGGUUACAGAUCUACAUUGCGAGCUCGGCCGUACUGGCCAACAUCGUGCUAUUGCGCGCCUUCGUCGAGCGACCCAACUUCUACUCGGCCACCGUGUACAUCUCCCAGAGCACCGGCUCGAUCUUGUUCCUGGCCAACCUUGCUGUGAUUGUCAUGGGAAGCGCUGGAUAUGGCCUUCAGCGACUCUUCUACGGCCCACUGCGCCCCAUCGAGACGGAGCAGCUGUACGACAAGGCAUGGUUUGCUGUGAGCGAAACUUUGCUGGCAAUGACGAUAUUUCGCGAUGAUAUCGGCUUAUGGUUCUUUGCUAUGUUCCUAUGCCUGCUUGCGGGCAAGGUGUGGCAGUGGAUCGGGGAGGGCCGUGUGGAGUUCCUGGAACAACAACCUCCGGCGAAUCCGAAGCUUUUCCAUGCGCGUCUAAUGAGCUCUCUGGUCCUCUCGGUCGGCUACGAUCUCUUCAUGGUCUUUUACUGCGUCGAUUCGAUAUUGGCGGAUGCACGAGCGGGUGUAAUGGUCAUGUUUGGCUUCGAGUACGUGCUCCUGGCCAUCGCAUCGAUAUCGACCCUCUUGCGCUAUGGCUUGUCGCUUGUCGAGCUCGCUAUUACCCACCGUCAGGAGAAGGUACGGGAUGAAGCUCGCAGGGUGGCUCGGGAACAAGCCAGGCAACGUAGAGAGGCAGCCGAGGCUGCUGGUGAGCUUGUCGCCGAGGAAGAGGAAGAGGACGACGACGACGAUGAAGUUCCUGGCUGGGAAGAGAAGGGUCGCUGGGUCUUUUUCCUUGACCUGAUGACUGACGCCAUCAAGUCUGUGGUCUACAUGGUCUUCUUCUUCCUGCUUCUGACGUUUUAUGGCAUCCCUAUUCACAUAGUCCGCGAUCUCUUCAUGACCUUGCGCUCUUUCGUCAAGAGGCUCCACGAUUUCUACCAGUACCGAAACGCUACCCGGGAUAUGAACGCCCGCUAUCCGGACGCCACCGCAGACGAACUAGAGCGCGAGAACACAUGCAUUGUAUGUCGCGAAGAAAUGCAACCCUGGGUGGAACCAGGGGCAGAUGGAGCGCAACCUGGCCGUCGCAGAAUGGAUGAGCGACAGCGACCGAAGAAACUUCCCUGUGGACACAUCCUACAUUUCAACUGUCUGAGAAGCUGGCUUGAACGGCAACAGGUUUGUCCUACGUGCCGGAGAUCUGUGCUCGCACAGCCCGUAACGCCGACCAACCCCCAAAAUCAAGCAAACGCAGGCCAAAUAAACCCGGCAGCAUUGCCAGGAGGAGACCCUCUUCGCGGCUUACUUGGCAAUAUGCAGCCACCAGCAGCUCCCGGUCAACCAGGCCAGUAUCACCCUGCUCCUCAGAUAGGUCAACCAAAUCUACCCCAAGGCAACGUGAGAGUCUUCAACUUCGGCCCCGUUCGCAUUGCUUUGGGUAAUCUGCGCCUCCCCGCGAAUCGACCCGCUGAUGCCAAUGCUAACGCUAACAACAACAACCUCUUGAUGGAGAGGCUUGCUCAGCAAAUUGCUCAACAGCCUAAUGCUCUGCAACCUCAGGUGCAGGUCCAGAACCAGGGCAUCCCUCAAUUACCAAACACAUCUACUCAACUUCCUCUUGGUGGCGUCCCACAUCACCCCAACGAUAUCCAAGGUGACAUCUUACGCAUCCAACAGAACAUCAUAGCCUCGCUGCAGCAAUUGCAAGUACAGCACCACCAAUUGGAGAAUAUACAAGCUCUUCUCGCCGAGUUGAACCGCCUUCAACAAGCUUCGGGCGCGGCAUCAGCAGGUCAGGAACUACCACCUAUCACCUCGCUUAACCCUCAACCUUUCUCGCCGACAAAUCCACAGGCGUACUUUGCAAACGGCCCAGUACUUCGGCAGGGUGAUGGCGGUGUGCCUGAGGGGUUGACUCUUCCCGAGGGUUGGACACUGAGACCGAUGGCUCUGUCACCACAAGCUGGCAACAUGCAUGGGCAGGCGACAGAAGCAGGUCCAUCAGGGACGGCGCGUCGCUAUUUCCCGACUGUGCAACGCUCAUCGGCACCACCGCCUCAUUCAUCUUCUAGUCCACCAACUGCGUCGGAUUCAGGAGCCGGACCGGCAUCCUCAGCUGCUGAGCCAAAGAGUUCUGAGCCAAGCUCUCUGGGCUCGAGCUGGAGUUUUGACAAUGCGAGCAACAAUGACGCUCAAGGUUCCAGCUCUGCUGUUGCCGGGAGCAGCUCGGAAGGCCAGGGCUCUAGCCAGCUUCGUGCACGCCCCUCGGCAGCGGGUAGCAGUGCACCAAGGCCGGUUACGGUGGAGGAGACGGAUGACGAGUAA
Molecule: messenger RNA, 2316 nt
Organism: Didymosphaeria variabile
Lineage: Eukaryota; Fungi; Ascomycota; Dothideomycetes; Pleosporales; Didymosphaeriaceae
Gene: HRD1
Product: E3 ubiquitin-protein ligase hrd1
Exons: 2
Coding region: 1-2316 (771 amino acids)
Cellular component (GO): cytoplasm
Source: RefSeq, a predicted model, not a curated record